CGGCGCCCGGCCCCCGAGCGGGGCUGCGCACAACGCUCCGCCGAGGCUCCGGACCCCCCGACGGGGCUGUGCACAACGCUCUGCUGAGGAUCCGCACGCCCGAGCGGGGCUGCGCACAACGCUCCGCCGAGGCUCCGGACGCCCUGCUGAGGCUCCGGACCCUCGAGCUGGGACUGUACGCAACGCUCCGCUGAGGCUCCGGACCCUCGAGCUGGGACUGUGCGCACAACGCUCCGCUGAGGCUCCGGACCCUCGAGCUGGGACUGUACGCAACGCUCCGCUGAGGUCUCCGGACCCUCGAGCUGGGACUGUACGCAACGCUCCGCUGAGGUCUCCGGACCCCCGAGCGGUGCUGCGCGCAACGCUCCGCUGAGGCCCCGGAGAGGAGCCCCGGACACCGGACGGGCAGGACGGCGCGCAGAGACCCCCGGCCGCCGGACGAUCAGGGCCGAGAGGGGCGACCCCCGGCCGCCGGACGGACAGGACAGCGAGUCCCGGCGAGAAGUCCCGGGCGCUGCACUAUGCGCAGCGCGGCCCCGCUGUCCCCGGCCCUGCUGACCGCCCGCGUCUCCUGGCUGCACAGAGGCCGGGGCGGUCCGGCCCCGCUCCUCGGGGUGGCCUGCCUGCUCUCCGUCCUCUGGGGCCUGGCCCGCUCCGAAGAAAACAGAUGUGCCUCCUCAAAUGCAGGAACGUGUUCCAGGUGUCUCGCUCUAGGACCGGAGUGCGGGUGGUGCUCGCAAGAGGAUUUUGGGGCAGGAGCAACGAAGAGUGAACGCUGUGACAUCGUUUUCAAUUUACUAAGCAAAGGCUGCAGUUCAGAUUUUAUAGAAUAUCCUUUGGUCCGUGUAACCAUUCCUAAUGGACAGGACACUAAUACUCAAGUGACACCCGGGGAAGUUGCAAUCCAGCUGCGUCCAGGUGCUGAAGCCAGCUUUAUAUUGAGAAUUCGUCCUCUAAAGAAGUACCCCGUCGACCUCUAUUAUUUAGUGGAUGUCUCAGCAUCUAUGCACAAUAAUAUAGAAAAACUAAAUUCAGUUGGAAAUGAUUUAUCUCAAAAAAUGGCAGACUUUACCCGUGAUUUUCGACUUGGAUUUGGAUCAUAUGUGGAUAAAACCGUUUCACCUUAUAUCAGCAUUCACCCGGGGAGAAUUCGAAAUCAAUGCAGUCAGUAUGAUUUAGACUGUAUGCCGCCUCAUGGAUACAUUCACGUCCUGCCGCUUACGGAGAACGUAACAGAGUUUGAAAAGGCAGUGAACAAACAAAAGAUCUCUGGAAAUAUUGAUACCCCAGAAGGUGGUUUUGAUGCCAUGCUGCAAGCAGCUGUGUGCCAGAGCCAUAUCGGUUGGAGGAAAGAAGCUAAAAGAUUGCUGCUUGUGAUGACGGAUCAGACGUCUCAUCUAGCCCUAGAUAGCAAAUUGGCAGGAAUCGUAGUGCCCAACGAUGGAAAAUGCCACCUGAAAGAUAAUGUAUACGUCAAAUCAACGAGCAUGGAACACCCCUCUCUAGGACAACUUGCUGAAAAAUUAAUAGACAAUAACAUCAAUGUCAUUUUUGCAGUUCAAGGAAAUCAGUUUGAUUGGUACAAGGAUCUUCUGCCUCUUCUGCCUGGCACCACUGCCAGACAAAUAGAAUCAAAAGCCGCAAACCUCAAUGACUUGGUGGUGGACGCCUACCAGAAACUCAUUUCAGAAGUAAAAGUGCAGGUAGACCAUCAGAUUCCCGGUCUCCAUUUUACCAUUGCAGCCAUCUGUCCUGAUGGUACCAGAAGUACAGGCAUGGAAGGGUGCAGAAAUGUGUCAAGCAAUGAUGAAGUGGUUUUCAAUAUAACUGUGACAAUGGAGGGUUGUGAAGUAGCUGGAAAGAGAAGCUAUGCGGUCAUCAAGCCGAUUGGUUUCAAUGAAACCACUAUAGUUAAUAUAUAUAAUAAUUGUACCUGCCAGUGUCACGACAACAGAAGACACAAAGGAAAGUGUACAGAGGAAGCUUCUCUGGGCUGUCAAAGCUCUCACUGCGAAGACACAAACUGUGGUUCAGAUGAAGAUCAGUCUUCUCCCGAGAGUUGCAGAAUACACCGGGAUCAACCACCUUGCAGUGGUCGAGGAGUUUGCUUAUGUGGAAAAUGUUUAUGUCACAAAACUAAACUGGGAAAAAUACAUGGGAAAUACUGUGAAAUGGAUGACUUUUCUUGCCCAUAUCACCAUGGAAAUCUCUGCGCCGGUAAUGGCGUCUGUGAAGCCGGAAACUGCAGGUGCUUCGGUGGCUGGGAAGGAGAUCGCUGCCAAUGUCCAGCCGGGUCAGCCAAGCACUGUGUCAACGCCCAAGGCCAGACGUGCAGUGGACGAGGAACCUGUGUGUGUGGCAAGUGCGAGUGCACGGACCCCAGGAGCGUCGGCCGCCUGUGUGAGCACUGUCCGGCCUGCAGCCCCGCCUGUGACGGGAAGAGAGAUUGUGACGAGUGUCACCGCUCUCCCAAUGCAUCUCAGGCUCUACAUGACCAGUGCAAAACCUCAUGUGCUCCUAUGGUACAACACAUGGACCAAACUGCAGAAUGUCUUUCUAGCCCAAGCUACUUCAGAGUAUUUUUUAUAAUCUUCAUAAUUACAUUUCUAAUUGGGCUACUUAAAAUACUUAUCAUCAGACAGAUCAUUCUACAGUGGAAUGGCAAUAAAGUUAAAUCUGCGGAUUACCGAGUUUCUAAAAAAAAGAAGGAAAAAAUGUUUCUGCCGACUGUUUGCCCAAGAACAGUAACGUAUCAACGUGAUAAGCCUGAAGAAAUUCAUAUCAAUAUCACCAAGUUACAUGCACACGAAACUUUCAAGUGCAACUUCUAAUGGAGAAGCUUUGCGAGAGAGAGAAUAAAAACAAAACUGAAUCCCCAUCAUUUUCCCCUUGAAAGUUCUCCAUUUUCAAGUCACCGAAGAUGCUCAAUGAUCUUGAUCUGAGCCAGUCACCGGUUGGACAUUGUACUGAAAAUGGUCAGUCAUCCUCUUAACGGGACUGCUUAUCCUCAUAGCUGCUGAACUCUUAGAAAGGAAUUGUGUCCUACUACUGUUUGAGACUAGUGUCAUCAUAGCACUUUAAUGUAAUGUAGAUAUAACUUAUUUAGUUGCGGCAUAGAAUGUAGACCUGAAUGGCACUGAUUUCACUUUACAGGUAGCUAACAUUCUUUCGCUCCAGGGGGAAAGGGCAAUACUGUGAGAAAAACUUUAGCUCCGCUCUAUGCUCUUAGGGGUAGAAUCCAGUCAGUCUCACAGUAUGCGAUAUUUCUUUUUAAGCUUGUCUUUUCUUGUGGUCCUUUCUACCAAGUGGAUGCUAAGUCCACGGCUCUUUCUUGCUUUGCCUUGGAAACCUUUUUCUAUGCAUAACAUUGAGUUUCAUGAGGGUCAUGGCAAACUGGAUCAAAUAAGGUUGUGUUUACUACUGUGGUUUCGGUUCACGGUUUUUAAUGAAUGGUCUUUAACAGGAGUACUUUAUAAAAGGUAAAUGUUCCGAAAGAAAAAUGGUAAGGUAAUCAUCAGAACUUUAAAAGAUACUUUGAAGAAAAGAGAAUCUUUUCAGCAGAUUUAGGAGUACAAGUUUUCAUACCUGAAAAACUGGAUGGAAUUCACCGUUUCACUUGCAAUUGAAAUGAAACUUUGCAGGUCAUUCGGAAUCUCUGGGAAUAUGCACGAAGUACCUAAUCAUUUGAGGUGCAAACUGUACGUUCAAACAUUCCCAAAAAGCAGCAGAGUUACAAGUGCCCUGAAACUGCCAGAGGCCUUAGGCACCACCAAGGAUCACUUGUGAAAAAAAUAUAACCUCGAUGCAAAAAUGA
Molecule: messenger RNA, 3814 nt
Organism: Ornithorhynchus anatinus (platypus)
Lineage: Eukaryota; Metazoa; Chordata; Mammalia; Monotremata; Ornithorhynchidae
Gene: ITGB8
Product: integrin subunit beta 8
Exons: 14
Coding region: 522-2831 (769 amino acids)
Biological process (GO): integrin-mediated signaling pathway; cell adhesion mediated by integrin; cell migration
Cellular component (GO): cell surface; integrin complex; focal adhesion
Molecular function (GO): integrin binding
Source: RefSeq, a predicted model, not a curated record